CUCUCAGUGUGGGCCAAUGAAUACCAAAGUGCCCGUCACAGCUUGGGCCAGCUAUUUCACUCCCUGCAGGACUUCUACAGCCACAGUAACUGGGUGGAGAUGGGCCAGCGCUCCAUAUACCUGCACCUGCUGCAGCCAGACGAGCCUCCCAUCCCUGUAGCUCAAGAAGACACUCCUACCUGUAUGGAGUGCUUCAGCUUCACCUGCCGAGACAACCUCCUGCCAAGUCUGACAAACACAGAGAGAAACUCCCAGCUGCUCACCACUGGCUACUUCAGCAAUUCUCCUCCAAAACCUCAGGGCAAAUGUAGUCAUGGAGGUAUUCUGGACAGAAGCCGCUAUAUGGGGGCCAAAGGGGGCAUCAACAAGGACAGCAACUCACCUGUCUUCUCCCCUCACCAUUACCUCCAUGUGGAAGCUGCCACUCUGGCUAAUGAGGCCACCCUGACUGUACUGAGAGACCUCAGAGACACAGUGGGCAACAAAACCUUCCUCAAACUUUUCAGUGUGAAGCAGGUCCCUGCAUUGGUAUUUGUCAUUGACACCACGGGCAGCAUGUUUGAGGAGAUCACCGCGGCUCGCCUUCGGGCCUACUCCAUCAUCCAGAGGCGAGCCAACAGCCCUGGUCAACCUGGCACCUUUCUGCUUGUGCCCUUCCAUGACCCAGAGGUGGGACCAGUGUUUGAGACCGAAGACCCAAACCAGUUCAUGCAGCACCUGCAGAACCUGAUGGCGCUGGGAGGAGGAGAUGAACCAGAGAUGUGCCUCUCUGCCAUUCAGCUGGCACUCAUUCACAGUCCACCACUGUCAGAGAUCUUUGUAUUCACUGAUGCUUCCCCUAAAGAUGCCCACUUGUUUGAUGCGGUGAAGGCCCUCGUACUUGAGAAACAGAGCAAGGUGACAUUUCUCCUAACUGAUGACGCCACCUACAUGGCAGAGAGGAGAAGGAGGGGGAGGAAGAGGAGAAAGAGGAGGAGGAGGGAAGCUUUGUCUCCUGAUCGUUUCUCUCUCUACUCUUCCCUGUCUUCCCUAUCAGGAGGACUGACGGUAUUCACCACCAACUCUGACAUCCAAGAUGUCUCUACCAUACAAGCCAAGGUGGAGGAGAGAGGACACUGGGACAGUAAGGUGGAGUUCCUCCUGGCUGUAGCGGGAAAUGUUGUCGGCCUGGGCAAUGUGUGGAGGUUUCCAUACCUGUGCUACAAAAACGGAGGGGGUGCAUUCCUGGUGCCAUAUCUGGUAUUUGUGGUGACCUGUGGUGUACCCCUAUUCCUGCUGGAGACCACCAUGGGCCAGUACACCCAGGAGGGGGGCAUCACCUGCUGGAGGAAGUUAUGCCCACUGGCAGAAGGUAUCGGCUAUGGCGGGCAGCUGAUCCUCCUCUACAGCUGCAUGACCUACAUCAUUAUUCUGUCCUGGGCUUUGCUCUACCUGGUGUUCUCCUUCAGCUCACAGCUCCCCUGGUCCAGUUGCAACAACUACUGGAACACAGAACACUGUGUAGACUUUUCAACAAGAAAUAACACCUUUGAAUGGACCAACCACACAGACACAACCUCUGCUGCCACAGAGUUCUGGGAACAUCGGGUGCUAGGUAUCUCAGGGGGGAUUGAGGAGAUAGGCAACAUCAGGUGGGAGAUGCUGUUGUGCCUUAUCACUAUGUGGGUCACCUGCUACUUUUGUGUCUGGAAAGGGGUCAAGUCUACAGGAAAGGUGGUGUAUUUCACUGCUACCUUUCCCUAUGUGAUGUUAUUAAUUCUUUUGAUUCGUGGACUCUCUCUUCCUGGGGCUCUACAAGGAGUGGUGUUUUAUCUUCUGCCCGAACCCUCACGACUCACAGACCCUCAGGUGUGGAUGGAGGCUGGGGCUCAGAUCUUCUUCUCCUACAGCGUGGGUGUGGGCUCCUUAACUGUACUCGGCAGCUACAACACUUACAACAACAACUGCUAUAAAGACUGUCUGUGGCUGUGUUUAUUGAACAGUGGCACCAGUGUUGUAGCUGGCUUUGCUGUCUUCUCUGUGCUGGGAUUCAUGGCUCAUGAGCAGGGCGUUCCCAUUGCAGAAGUGGCCGAGUCAGGUCCAGGCCUGGCGUUCAUUGCAUACCCUCAGGCUGUAGCCAUGAUGCCCCUGCCUCAACUGUGGUCCAUCUGUUUCUUUGUCAUGCUCAUUCUCUUGGGCCUGGACACACAAUUUGUCGCAAUGGAAGUGGUGAUGACAUCCAUCAUAGAUAUGUUUCCCACAGUGAUGCGCAGGGCAGGCAGACGAGAAUACUCUCUCCUCCUUUUCUGCCUCACAUGCUUCUUCUCUCAGCUUGUCAUGAUCACUGAGGGAGGGAUGUAUGUGUUCCAGUUGUUUGACUACUACGCUUGUAAUGGCGCCUGCAUCCUCUUUCUCUGUGUGUUUGAAACCCUGGCGCUGGGAUGGAUAUUUGGGGCAGAGCGGAUAUAUGGCAUCAUAGAGGACAUGACAGGUGUGCACGCCAAUUUGUUCUUUAAAAUCUGCUGGCUCUACCUCACUCCACUGGUCUCACUGGGCUCAUUUAUAUGUUCUCUUGUGGAGUACCAGCCUUUGACAUUUAAUCGCUGGUAUGUGUACCCGGCCUGGGCAUACGUGUUGGGUUGGGUGCUGGCCCUCUCCUCCAUCCUGCUGGUGCCAGGAUGGGCGCUUUAUAAGCUGAGCACUGGAACCGGCACCCUCAGUCAGCGUUUCCAUCACCUGUGCCAGCCCAACAUGGACUUCUCAUUGACCCGAAAGAGGGAGGCUGAACUGCAGCACAUCAGAGAGGAAGACCUGGAACGCUUUGCCACUAGUUGA
Molecule: messenger RNA, 2814 nt
Organism: Thunnus maccoyii (southern bluefin tuna)
Lineage: Eukaryota; Metazoa; Chordata; Actinopteri; Scombriformes; Scombridae
Product: sodium- and chloride-dependent GABA transporter 2-like
Exons: 22
Coding region: 100-2814 (904 amino acids)
Biological process (GO): sodium ion transmembrane transport
Cellular component (GO): membrane
Source: RefSeq, a predicted model, not a curated record